This is a messenger RNA of Drosophila innubila, 1211 nucleotides long. RefSeq lists its product as uncharacterized. The record is from RefSeq and is a predicted model, not a curated record. Bases 403 to 849 code for a protein of 148 amino acids. Gene Ontology annotation, biological process: regulation of synaptic transmission, cholinergic; positive regulation of voltage-gated potassium channel activity; sleep. The transcript is spliced from 4 exons. Lineage: Eukaryota; Metazoa; Arthropoda; Insecta; Diptera; Drosophilidae.
UUGCGACUGUGGCUCUGAUUAUUGCUGUGACUGUGGCUAUCUAACCGAGUGCUCAUCUGUUCAUUCGUGCCACAUUUCUCGUGCAAGCUGCGUCUUCAGUUCCAGUCGCUUGUUGUCGUUGUGACGUUCUCGUUGUCAACUAGUGCCGUUUUCACUGGUUUUUUGCACAAGCAGAAAUCAAAAAGUGCUGGACAAAAAGAAGACUAUAAAGCAAAGAACAGAACACAAACAGAUAACAAUCAAAUCAGUGAAAAUCAUUUGAGUGCGCCGUAUUUUAAAAAUUCAAUUGAAUUCAAUAAAAAAAAAUAAAAAAAAAAUUUUGAAAAAACUAUAAGGAGAGCGCUUGCCAAGUGUUUUCACAUUUUUAAAUAUAUCAAAAUUUAUAUUAUUCAAUUAGAAGCAAUGCAGUACAUCUAUGUGAUUAGCGCGCUAAUUUUGGCAAUUGCCGUGCAGCAAGGCGUUGCCAUCAAGUGUUUUGUAUGCAACAGCCACAAAGAUGCCAAUUGUGCGCUGGAUAUACCGCCCGAUAAUUUGCUCAAGGACUGCCAGGAGGAUUAUUCGACGCGCGGCAAAGGCAUACCCACUUAUUGCCGCAAGAUCACACAGAUUAUUGAGUUCUCCGUGAAUAACCUGCCACCAGAUAGUCGUGUGAUACGCACCUGCGGUUUCCAGAAUCAAACAUCGACCAAUUAUUGCUACUCACGUGCCGGCUUUGGUGGUCGACAGGUGGUUUGCUCCUGUGAUACGGACAAUUGCAAUGGCGCCGCUGCGCUGAGCGGCAUCUCGGCCCUGGGAAUGGUUGGCGCCGUUGGCCUCCUAUUGGGCGCCUGCAAGUGGCUGCAGCGUUAAGCGCCAAGCGUCAUUAUGUCGCUUCAGUUUUACUUUUUCUUAUGUUCUUUUGUUUGAUUUCAACUCACCGCACCAUGUCCUCUUUUGUUAUAUUGUCGCUGAUCCUUUAAGUUUUCCGUAUUACCAAGCAGCACUUUCAACUUGAUCGACUAACAAAUCUCUGCUACAGUCGCUGUUUAGUUCCAGCAACUUUUUUCCCAAAUGUCUCAAUGUCAAAUGGCAAAAGCUUUACAAAAACAAAAAUAUAUAUUUGAAGAGUUCUUUAAUUGUAUAUAAACAAAAUAAAAGCAACAAUUGGCCAAUAAAAUUAUCUCCUAGCAAUAAUAUGAAUUUUGAAACUAAAGUAUUAAAUAUAAUAAAAA